Molecule: messenger RNA, 1398 nt
Organism: Prosopis cineraria
Lineage: Eukaryota; Viridiplantae; Streptophyta; Magnoliopsida; Fabales; Fabaceae
Product: adenosine kinase 2-like
Exons: 12
Coding region: 113-1141 (342 amino acids)
Biological process (GO): purine ribonucleoside salvage
Cellular component (GO): cytosol; nucleus
Molecular function (GO): adenosine kinase activity
Source: RefSeq, a predicted model, not a curated record
UCGUCGUCGGCGGAUCUGAAUCUCGCUCACACUCUUCUCUACCGCUGAUUAUAUCACUUUGCCAAUUGCCAAACCUGCGCCGCCCUCUCUUCUGUGAUCUCCCCUUCCUCAAAUGGCAUCCGAAGGUAUCCUCCUCGGGAUGGGCAACCCUCUCCUCGAUAUCUCGGCCGUUGUCGAUGACGAGUUUUUGCAAAAAUACGGCAUCAAGUUGAACGAUGCAAUUCUUGCGGAGGAAAAGCACAAACCUAUGUACGAAGAAUUGGCAACAAAGUAUAACGUGGAGUAUAUUGCCGGAGGUGCUACUCAGAAUUCUAUCAGAGUUGCACAGUGGAUGCUUCAAAUACCUGGUGCAACAAGUUACAUGGGUGCCAUAGGAAAGGACAAGUUUGGGGAGGAGAUGAAGAAGAACUCAAAGCAAGCUGGUGUAAAUGUCCACUACUAUGAAGAUGAAACUGCACCCACUGGCACUUGUGCUGUUUGUGUAAUUGGUGGUGAAAGGUCUCUUGUUGCCAAUUUAUCAGCUGCAAAUUGCUACAAGUCUGAUCAUUUGAAGAAACCAGAAAACUGGGCUUUAGUUGAAAAGGCCAAGUAUAUCUAUAUAGCUGGCUUUUUCCUUACUGUAUCACCAGAAUCCAUUCAAUUGGUUGCUGAGCAUGCGGCAGCAAAUAACAAGUUCUUCUUGAUGAACCUUUCUGCCCCAUUCAUCUGUGAGUUCUUCAGAGAUGUGCAGGAAAAGGCUCUGCAGUAUGUGGACUUCGUUUUUGGAAAUGAGACCGAAGCUAGAACUUUUGCUAAAGUCCAUGGUUGGGAGACUGACAAGGUGGAGGAGAUAGCUGUUAAGAUCUCCCAAUGGCCAAAGGCAUCCGGAAAGCAUAAAAGAAUUACUGUUAUCACACAGGGUGCAGAUCCUGUGUGCGUUGCUGAGGAGGAUGGCAAGGUGAACUUGUUUCCUGUGACACCGUUACCUAAAGAGAAACUGGUUGAUACAAAUGGAGCAGGUGAUGCAUUUGUUGGAGGGUUUCUUUCACAGCUGGUUCUGGGAAAGCCCAUUGAAGAAUGCGUGAGGGCUGGCUGUUAUGCAGCAAAUGUUAUCAUCCAAAGGUCAGGCUGCACCUACCCGGAGAAGCCUGAUUUUCAAUGAAUGUAGUUUCCCCGAACUUGGACGUCCUUGAGAAAUUUUGGUUGUUAAAGUGUCGUUUGUGUCAUUUUGAUUCUCAUCCAAUCGUACUUAUCUAAUUACUUGCCGGUCUUUGUAAUGACCGGGGCAUUGGGGAUAUAUUGUUGUAAUUCCGGCUGGUGAAAAUACUCAAAAGAAGUUGCUGAGAACGGAGGCAAUAACUGGAAUACGAAAAUAGCUCCCCCUGCAUAAUUUAAAUCUAGCAAGAGCAUGUUUUCGUC